AUGGGUGCUUUGAAACAAAACAUCAAGAUCACUCUGGACGGUUAUGAUGGCAGCGACGCCGACGUCAUCCUCAUCAUGAGGUUGUUCUGGGCCAGCAGCAUUCCGUUCUUUACGACAUUUUAUUUGUGCAAAGCAGCACUACUUGCCGUCUACCUUCAACUCUUUCCAGUAUUCAUGUACUACCGACGCAUGCUACUUUGGGCCACGAUUGUGUAUACUGGGCUUGCGUAUCUCACUAGCAUACUGCUGCUAUUCACAAUUUGCCUGCCCUUGAGCAAGAAUUGGGCCGUCGAAGAUCGAGUAGUGGGAACGGAGAACGUGAUGUGCUCUGCUUCCUCCCCAGCGAUUGUAUUUCAAGUCGGCUGGGCGUUGCAUUUCUUUGGGGAUAUACUGGUUUUCUCUCUUCCGUGGCUCAUUAUACCGGACUUGAAGAUCAAAAGGGCCCUCAAAAUUGGCGUGUAUUGCACAUUCGGCCUCGGUAUCAUCAACAUGACAUUCUCGUUGGUUCGCUUCAUCACCAUCCAGACGGCUUCUGUUGACUAUUUGCCCUUUGGCUUGGUCGAACUCUGGAGCGAAUUGGACGUCAAUAUUGGACUCCUAGUUGCUAGUCUACCAUCUCUGAGACCGUACUUCCGAUCCAACAGGAGAGCAGGCUACUCCGACAAAUCGAACGGUUACAACUACAAGUCCACAGUCAAAACACUGCGGGUUGUCAACAUUACUGGAUUUGACAUACGGACAUUACCAACUAUCGACGAGCAACUCGAUUUCGAGGAAAACAUCGCCCCGCCUUCCUCGACACAGUCACAAAAGUCGUCAAGUUGCGUCGAAGUAUGA
This is a messenger RNA of Colletotrichum karsti, 837 nucleotides long. RefSeq lists its product as uncharacterized. NCBI's taxonomy places the organism in Eukaryota, Fungi, Ascomycota, Sordariomycetes, Glomerellales, Glomerellaceae. The record is from RefSeq and is a predicted model, not a curated record. Bases 1 to 837 code for a protein of 278 amino acids. The transcript is spliced from 5 exons.